AAUGGUGAGAUACCGAUCGCGGAUAAUUACGACAAUGUCAGUAUUUUAUUUGCUGAUCUAGUAGGCUUUACACCGCUGUCGGUCACAUUAACCGCACAACAAUUAUUUGAAUUACUAUCAGAAGUGUUCGGCCACUUUGAUUCGGUGGUAGAAAAGCACGGCGUAGAGAAGCUACGAACAGUAGGGGAUGGUUAU
Molecule: messenger RNA, 195 nt
Organism: Priapulus caudatus
Lineage: Eukaryota; Metazoa; Priapulida; Priapulimorpha; Priapulimorphida; Priapulidae
Product: adenylate cyclase-like
Exons: 1
Biological process (GO): cyclic nucleotide biosynthetic process; intracellular signal transduction
Source: RefSeq, a predicted model, not a curated record